Messenger RNA from Lucilia sericata (common green bottle fly), 3079 nucleotides. It is a transcript of the gene Cog3, whose product is annotated as conserved oligomeric Golgi complex subunit 3. The record is from RefSeq and is a predicted model, not a curated record. Gene Ontology annotation, cellular component: membrane; cis-Golgi network; COG complex. The transcript has 9 exons. Gene Ontology annotation, biological process: intracellular protein transport; Golgi organization; intra-Golgi vesicle-mediated transport. The coding region runs from base 70 to 2883 and encodes 937 amino acids. NCBI's taxonomy places the organism in Eukaryota, Metazoa, Arthropoda, Insecta, Diptera, Calliphoridae.
AGAACGAAUGACAGUGAAAAACGAAACAAACGAAAAUAGUUGUGUUUUUUUAACGGAUGCAGGCCAAGAAUGGAUGACGUAGCCAGUGUUCAGCUAGAAAAUGAAAAUUUACGGAAAAUUCGCUCACGACUCCUAUUGUGGGAUGCUAAAAACAAUGCCCUAGCUGCUUUGAAUGUAACACAAGAUGAAUGUCUUGAGCAAAUCAAUUCAAUAUGGUCGCAGGAAGCAGAGUUACCCUCCACGGAACAAGCUAGUGAUGAAGUAAAGGAUACUACUACCGAUUUAGAAACAAAUUCCUUGUCUCUUAGCAGUCUACAGCAAUCACUGCCACCGGGUAUAGAUACCACCCAUGAUUUUUUGCUGCUGUACGAUCGUGUUCAUGCCGAAAUACAUGAGAAUAGCAAUGCGGUAUCACAUCGUUAUUUGCAGCAGUUGAUUACCAGAAGUACGGAGUGCAAACGUAUGUUAACACAAAUAGAGGCAGCCAUGGGACGUUUGAAAACCUUACGUGAGGAAUAUGAUUUUGUAUCGGAAAAAACUGAGGCUCUUAAUAAUGCCAGUGAACAGUUGAUAGAGGAACAGGAAAAGUUGCAGUCUUUGGGAGAUGAAAUACACAAACGUUUGCACUAUUUCAACCAAGUGGAACUUUUAAAUCAACGUCUACACAGUCCUACUCUCUCAGUAGCCUCAGAGUCGUUUCGUGAAUGUUUGAACAAAAUAGAUGAAUGUUUGACUUAUCUAAAGGAUCAUUCGAAAUUUAAAGAUUCUCCUGCUUUUAUCAUCAAAUACAAACAUUGUUUGGCCAAGGCUGUGACGCUGGUUAAAAACUAUGUUAACACUGUAAUGUCACAAGCUACCGAAGCUACUUUGCAUCCCAAACAGAAUAGCACGGUAAGCGGAAGUAGUAGUAGUACAGAGGCCUCUAUUACCUCUCCCGAUGCAGCUUUUGCUUUAUACUAUGGUAAAUAUCAAACCUCGGCGGCUAAGGUUAAAAGAGUUUCACAAAUGAUUGAAUCUCGUAUCAAUGUAUGUCCGGAGUAUGCAAAUCUUUUAGCGGAAUUGCAACAGAAUUAUCUAAAUGAAAGGGCCACCAUAAUGACACCCGCAGUUGAUAAAGCUAUUAAGGAUAUUAAAACUCAGCAUAAGGGUGAUCAUUGUGCUUUAAUGCGCAGCUCUUGUGCUUUUCUGGUGCAUAUAUGCCAAGAUGAGCAGAGAUUGUAUUACCAAUUUUUCGCCUUGGAAAGCGAGCAAUUAACAUCAUAUCUGGAGAAUUUGUGUAAUAUUCUUUAUGACACUAUGCGUCCGUUUAUUAUUCAUAUAAAUCAUUUGGAAACAUUGGCUGAAAUUUGCUCAAUAUUAAGAAUAGAAAUGCUAGAGGAACAUGUGCAACAAAAUCCCACUGCUUUGGAGGCCUUUGCCACUAUAGCCAAUCAACUGCUGCAAGAUGUCCAAGAACGUUUGGUAUUCAGAGCUCAUUUGUAUUUACAAUCUGAUAUCUUGAAUUACAAUCCUUCGGCUGGAGAUUUGGCUUAUCCUGAGAAAUUGGAAAUGAUGGAGAGUAUAGCUUUGUCUUUGCAAGAUCCUCCACAAAUACGUCGCUUUGAUUCAAGGUCCUCGUUGGUAUCUACAACUUCUAAUGUUACAGAAGCCGAAAGUGUUGAUACAAGUGUUAGUCGUGUCAGAAAUAUGAAUUCACCGGCUGAUUUGCAUGGCAUGUGGUAUCCCACUGUUAGACGUACAUUGGUUUGUUUAUCACGUCUCUAUCGUUGUGUUGAUCGGCCCAUAUUCCAGGGUCUAUCUCAAGAAGCUUUAAAACAUUGUAUACAAAGUGUCUCCGCGGCAGCCUCGAAAAUAUCACAAUCUAAGACUCCCAUAGAUGGUGAAUUAUUUGAAAUUAAACAUUUGUUAAUUUUACGAGAACAAAUUGCACCCUUUCGUGUGGAUUUUACUGUAAAAGAAACCUCUUUGGAUUUCAGUAAAGUGAAAACUGCUGCCUUUGGUCUAUUGCAAAAACGCAAACAACUGUUUUCCAUGGGUAGCAAUAAUGCUUUGCUGGAGUUUUUACUAGAAGGUACACCACAGAUAAAAGAACAUUUAUUGGAUUCACGCAAAGAAGUAGACCGUCAAUUGAAAUUUGUUUGUGAAAAGUUUAUUAAAGAUUCGCUGCAAACUUUGGCUGCUCCACUAGUAACAUUCCUGGAUAAGGCACAAGCGGUGGUGAAUACUGUCCAGCCAGCCGUAAACAAGGAGCAACAGCAGCAGCAAACACAAAAUAAUAAGAUAAACUAUGCAUUAAGGCAAAGUGCUUGGGCCAGUCCUCAACAGAUAAGUAGUGUUAUACAGGAGACACAACGUUUGAUCAAAAGCAAACUGCCCAUGUUGCAGCGUUCCAUGCAAUUGUAUUUAAGCAAUCGGGAUACUGAAUUUAUAAUAUUCCGACCCAUAAGAAACAACAUUAUACAAUCUUUUGUUAAACUCGAGCAAUUAUUAACCACCAAUGGCUAUAGUCCAGAUGACAUGAUUAUUACUAGUUGCCCUUCUGCAGAGCAGGUCUCCAUUAUACUAUCCAGCGCUAGUAUUUUAGCAGCCGAUGCCAUGAUUAAUUUCUCAGCAGUUCAACGUAAAACAAGUGUAGCUUCUGUAGACAACAGUAUUUUGCCCACAAAUUCCUCUGAACAACAACAACCACAAAGAAAAAUAUCCCUAGACAAAAAAGUUAGUUUUGAGGGUUCUACUGCAAAAGAAGCCAUGGAAAAUUUGCCCGAGCUAACAGAGUCCUCUGGCAAUAAUAGCAGUGUUACCUCACCAACAGCACUAUCGCCAGAACCUGCUCAAAGUAACGAUAUGCCAGCAGGCAAUGAUAUAAACUCUACCGCUGAAUAGUUAGGACAAUGUUAUUAUACAUAUUACACUUAUAAUUAUACUUAUAUUUUAUUUUUAUUAAACUACACAAUAAAACAUAAAACAUACAAUAAUAAUAAUAAUAUAAAUAAUGUUAAAAAAAACUUUCUUAGUGUUUUUAUGGGUUUAGAAAAAAGUUAAUAAUAAAUUACGAGUUUUAACAAUCUCUGCAAUAGAA